Messenger RNA from Schizosaccharomyces cryophilus OY26, 768 nucleotides. Its product is annotated as meiotically upregulated Mug97. The transcript is spliced from 2 exons. Bases 1 to 768 code for a protein of 255 amino acids. NCBI's taxonomy places the organism in Eukaryota, Fungi, Ascomycota, Schizosaccharomycetes, Schizosaccharomycetales, Schizosaccharomycetaceae. The record is from RefSeq and is a predicted model, not a curated record.
AUGUCGAAUUUGGUUGUUAGUAAUACCGACAUGAAUCAAAAAACUCAUGACGAACUACAAGAUCAGAAUGAAAGUGGCUUCAAUUUGCAGACCAACGAAGGUGAUCUACCUGGCUUAACUGAAAAACAGUCGGAAAAGCCAUUGAUGAAAAAUUCGUCAAUCAAGGAAGAUUCCCGCGUAUCUGAGAAACCAAGUGUUAGUGAAUCUGAUGAAGUGAAACAACCAGAAGACAACGCUCCCGAUUCCAACAAUCAGCUCGCUCAUAAUUUACAUGGCGAAGCUUUUCAAAGACCCGAUGGUGUAAAGGGACAGCAUUUGCAGGUUUAUACUCAAGAAUUUCAUGUUCAGACUCCUGUAACACCACAACCCAUGACAGGCAGGACUGUUGCAUCACCAAACGAUGAUAUAUCCCCUACUGAAUCAGUAGCUUCGACAAAGCCAGAUUCAGUUUUAUCAGAUAGACAAGGGGGAUUCGCACCUGCGUCAAGAAGUACUGUGCGUAUCUGUCUGUAUCACAAACUUUACAACAAAUGGUAUCUUAACAUGAAUGAAGAUGAUGAUAAUCAGACGAUUGCAGCAUACGCUCAGCAUUUUAGCAGCGACAACCGUCCAUCUAUCUUUUAUUUGCUUCAAGGUAUUUCCUUUGGUCCAGAGUAUGACUAUGUGUUACGUCGUAAACAUUGGUGGAAUCCUUUGAGCGAAAAAGAUGCCGAUCUGUAUAUGAGCGUUAUCAGAAAAGUAAAAUUUAUGGUGAUGAAGAUGUAUUGA